Molecule: messenger RNA, 753 nt
Organism: Rotaria socialis
Lineage: Eukaryota; Metazoa; Rotifera; Eurotatoria; Philodinida; Philodinidae
Source: the annotation of a GenBank genome assembly
AUGCAACCGUUGGCUUCAGUUGGGGAAUCUUCGUCUCAGGUGAAUACCAAUCUUUCCACAUCCAUCUCAUUGUCAAUAAUCGAUGAGCACGGUAACGAUAUUUCCAUUCAAACAAGUUUUAACAAUCCAAUCGAAUUAAUCAUUCCUCGUGACGUUAAUAUGCCUCUACCAGAUAUGUUCUUACAAAAUGUUGCUGGAAUAUACUGUGAACAACCGUUUAAUAUGCACAUUAUCAAUAUCACACAAGUUCGAACUAAUAAAAAUCUUACUAUAUCACUUCAUAUUGAAAUACGUCCUCUGAAUAACUCAUUGGGCUAUUUAUUCAUCUACAGAUUUAAUGAUCAACCUCAAUUGGGCAAGACAAUUGACCUAAUAGAUGGUUGGUCUCUUUACUGUCCCUUAAAUUUGACCAAUGAGCAAUUGUACACACAUUUUAUCAAUAAUCAGCACAUAUCCAAUCAUGAAUCAGUAGUUUUUGGCCUGAGAGAAUUAAACACAACUGAAAUGGAUGUUUUGUGUUCGAAUAAUUUGAUUGGCGAUAGACCGCCUCGAUUCGAUGAACAUGCCACUUUCUCGUCGAACUAUGAAUUACGUAUUUACACAUCAGGUUGCUACUAUCUCGAUGAAAAUAAUAAUUGGAAAUCGGAUGGAUUACUAGUUGGACCUUUGACUAAUCUUUAUCAAACACAAUGUUUUUCCACUCAUCUUACAACAUUUGGCGUAGGUUCCAGUAAUGUCAAAGUUGAAAGUUGA